This is a messenger RNA of Daphnia pulicaria, 991 nucleotides long. RefSeq lists its product as uncharacterized. Gene Ontology annotation, biological process: positive regulation of voltage-gated potassium channel activity; regulation of synaptic transmission, cholinergic; sleep. The coding region runs from base 447 to 881 and encodes 144 amino acids. NCBI's taxonomy places the organism in Eukaryota, Metazoa, Arthropoda, Branchiopoda, Diplostraca, Daphniidae. The record is from RefSeq and is a predicted model, not a curated record. The transcript has 3 exons.
CCUAGAUAAGCAUAUACAUUUUAAGCAGCUAGUAUGUUAAUUGUAUAAUCAGAGAAGGGCUAACAUUUCUAUGCGCUUCCUUUGUGGCUACGAUUUUCAGCUGCAGUGUCCACAGAGAAUAUCACCAAGUUUACUGAUUCAGCGAUAAUUGUAAGAUGAGCCUUUCCGAGAUCCUGCUCUUCGUUUUCUAGAGAGUUGUUGACCCUGAGGCAACUCUUGUUUACGACCAUUUUAUAGGGUGACGGCGAGGGGCUAGACUUGGGUUAGCAACAGCGAAAGGGAAUAGCUGUAGCAGGGAACAGUCAAGCAAACAAAAACUUCCAAGGGCUCUAGCGAAACGUGUUGAGUGGUUUCAGUAAUAUACCACCAGCAUUGGUUGAGUGGUUGUUGGAAGUUCAAGUAGUAUUAAUUCAAGUCUCGUAAUCCUAUUCAUUAAAAAAUUCAUCAUGGAUAAAAUUUUAUGGUUUGCUGUUGCUGUUCUUUCCAUUUCUGAAGUGUUAUCCUUGCAGUGCUACGUUUGUAAUACGUUCAAAAGUGGAGAUGAUUGCGCUUCGGCGGACAGACUAAAAAGUUCUCCACAGCUUCUUCAAAAUUGUUCUGAGCUACCAGAUGGAGAUCGGUAUACUUAUUGCCGUAAAAUGGUACAUCAGAUUCCUGAUAACAAAGGAAAAGUAGAGAACCGUAUUGUUCGAGAGUGCGGAUAUCUUAACACUACAAUAAACACAUGCCGAAACAUUGGAAUGCAUAAAGAUGCUGGGCAGAUUAUGUGUUCCUGUGACGCGGAUGAAUGCAAUAGCAGUUCUCAGUUGCAAUCUCAGAAAAGUUACGUGUAUGCCCUUACGUUUAUCAUGAUUUCAUUUUUUUAUAAAUUAUUGCUAUAGCCUAAACCUAAUAUAUGUAGAAUUAACUUUUUCAAUAUUAUGAUAUCUCGAUUUUCACGGAACUUUAGGCUUCUGGCCUUAAAAAUGAAUAAAUUCCUUCUAUAAACAAA